Metopolophium dirhodum (rose-grain aphid) is the source of this 1535-nucleotide messenger RNA. It is a transcript of the gene mRF1, whose product is annotated as peptide chain release factor 1-like, mitochondrial. The coding region runs from base 175 to 1290 and encodes 371 amino acids. Lineage: Eukaryota; Metazoa; Arthropoda; Insecta; Hemiptera; Aphididae. The record is from RefSeq and is a predicted model, not a curated record. Gene Ontology annotation, molecular function: translation release factor activity. Gene Ontology annotation, biological process: translational termination. The transcript has 7 exons.
UAUUUUGUCUGUUGAGUACUUGAGUGUUGAGUGUUGACUCUGUUCACUUUAUUGUUAAUUAAAAUAUGAAUUGCAAGUUACAACAAUGACAUUUUAACUAUUUACGUAAUUAAGUAAUUUCAUUGUUAGUUUUAAAUCGAGUAUGUCGUUUAUUUAGUUGUAUCUUUGUCAAACAUGAAGUUCUUCAAUAGCAGAUAUAUAUUUGGGUUGUUUAACAGAACCUUGUGGCCGAUUAAAAAUGUUCGAUCAUCGCUUUCAAGUCAUCAGUUCUUAGUAUGCCAUUCAUAUUCUUCUUUGGCUACGACAACCAAUGGAAUAUCUAGUGAGCUGUUAAGCAAUUCAGGAGUACGGUCAUUUUUGAACAAACUUAUAUCCGAAGAUUACUCGGAGAGCAUGUCCAAACCUAACGUGUCUGCCUUAAUAUCUGCUAUACGUUCUUUAAAAGUUGAUUUACAAUCACUUAAUGAAUUUGAAAUAGAAAAAGAAAAAGACAAAGAAUUUGGUGAACAAUUACAAAAAGAAAAAAAGUCUCAUGAAGAGCAAUUGACAAAACUAGAACUAGAACUUCUAAAUUCAUUAGUGCCCAAUGAGGAUUUUGAUUGUGAAGACGUCAUGUUGGAAAUAACGGCUGGAGUUGGAGGUCAAGAAGCAAUGAUAUUCACACAAGAACUUUUUGAAAUGUAUAAUUCUUUUGCACACUAUAGAGGAUGGAAAAGCGAAGUAGCUGAUUAUUGUCAUACUGAGAUGGGAGGUAUACGUCAUGCAUGUCUGAUGCUGUCGGGCAAUGAUUGUUACAGUUUGCUGCAGCAUGAAGGUGGGGUACAUCGAGUUCAACGCGUCCCAAAAACAGAAAAGUCUGGACGAAUUCAUACUAGUACUGUAACAGUAGCCAUAUUACCUCAGCCAACCGAAUUAGAUGUGGUGAUUAAUGACAGAGAUUUAGUAAUAGAAACUAAGCGAGCAUCUGGUGCAGGGGGCCAACAUGUCAACAAAACUGACAGUGCUAUAAGAAUGCACCAUAAACCAACCGGUGUUAUAGUCGAGUGUCAAACAGACAGAUCACAAAUUAAAAACAGAAAAAUAGCAUUACAAAAAUUAAGAGCGAUCAUUUAUAAACAACAACUCGAGCAACAACAAUCGUUGACUAGAUCUGCUAGAAAACAACAAGUAAUUCUUCAAAAACAAUUCUUCAAACAUAAUAGUUUAAUCAACCAGUUGGUUCUAGUGCAAGAUCAGAAAAAAUUAGAACAUAUAAUUUUAAUCAAGAUCGAAUCACCGAUCAUCGUCUGACUAAAAGUUUCCAUAACUUAGUUGGGUUUUUAGAAGGCAGAGAGUAUUUGGAUAAGGUAGUCAUUGAGUUACAAGAAAGAGCAAAAAAAAUACUCUUUAAUGAAUUUAUUGAAAGUAUUUCUGGACAAAAUUAAACUAAAAAUGUAAUUGUUCUUAAACUUGCGUAGAUUUUCAAAAUAUUUGGUUAAGUUUGAAGUAUAAUUGUAAACAAUAUUUUUGGUGUAAUAUAAAUAUUAAAACAAUUA